Patella vulgata (common limpet) is the source of this 3452-nucleotide messenger RNA. Its product is annotated as twitchin. NCBI's taxonomy places the organism in Eukaryota, Metazoa, Mollusca, Gastropoda, Patellidae. The transcript is spliced from 4 exons. Gene Ontology annotation, molecular function: protein binding. The record is from RefSeq and is a predicted model, not a curated record. Bases 101 to 1249 code for a protein of 382 amino acids.
AUUAUGUUGAAGCUUUGUCGAUAACAAGUUAUAGCGGUUUUACAUCAUCACAUGAGGAUAGUGUUAGGAAAAAACAAGUUGUUGUAAACUGUGGCAUAUCAUGUCUGGGAUUUUACGACGCUUAGCAUGUGUGUUUCUAAUUAUCAAAUUUAUUUGUGUAACAGGUAAUAUUAUAUUAGAACCCAACCCAUGGAUACAAGGUUAUUCCGCAAAUUUAACAUGUGAAACUUCUCAGUUUGCUACAAUUACCAAAGAUAGUAUAGAGAUAACUACUUGUUUUGUAUCUACAGACUGUAGUAUUUCUCCUGAUCCUUCUACAGACUACAACUUAUACUAUAAUGUUAUUGCAACUAGUAACAAUGUCACUAUUAAUGUAGCUAAUGUUUCUAAGGUCAGGGAUGGUGGAGACUGGGAAUGUCAAACAUCGGCGGGCAAGUUCACUAUAACCACAAAUGUGACAGAACCUACAACGCCAACACCCAUGAGCACUACACCACCUGAUCCUACUACUAUCCCAAUAGAAAAUACGACUGUGACACAAUCAUCCAUUAGUCAAACAUCCACCAGCGGUGCCACUACCAGCUCUGAUUCAUCUUCAUCCACUCCGUUAUCUUCAUCUUCUUUACCAUCUACAUCCCAGCAGGUUACCACGAAUGGCGCUAGCACAACCUCCAAUACACCACCACCCGAAGACUUAUCGGAUGAGAUGUUGGCUGUUAUUAUCGCUUCUAGUGUUGUCGGUUUUAUUUUGUUGGUUGUCAUUAUUUUUUUCAUCGUAUUUUGUGUUGUGAUUCGGAAACGGAAAAGGAAUCCCCAAAAGGUACAACACCCUGGGGAUCAUAGUUAUUCCAAUAAGGGAUACAACUAUAAUCGAAGGCCUGACAUGCAUUCUUCAGAGAGUAAUCAGCAGAGCAGGCAUACUCCUCGUCAAAUGAACAUUGCUGACUUUCAAAGGCAAGAUCAUUUACAUGGUCCUGCUCUAACUGGGAGUCCACAUGGGCACUAUCCGGUCUAUCAGUUACAUAACUAUCCAUCUAAAUCGGAGUAUAAACAGUCUUCACGAAACAAGUCAUCUGCGACUAAACACAAUGCAUCAUCACGACGCGAUCCACGUUCUGACAAGUAUCGAGAUCCAAAUAAAAACUACAAUUAUGUUGACAGAAAUAGUGAUUUGAACCAGGAGUAUUAUAUCCGACCUUAUGCUGGUGGUUAUCCGUUGAGAUCCGGGGAUUAUCGUUAUUAUAGAUAGAGCACACUAUGACCGCUCGAACUGUUAAUGUGUUUGUGUGGCUAUAUUUCAUUAAACAUACACGACUUUCUUGUUCGAAUUCCAGAACCGUGUGCGAUAUACCAGCUUCCAUACAUAGUUAUAUAUUCUAACGCUUCCUAAUUAUUUACAUGAAUAUGAAAUAAUUCUUUAAUGACAUUUUGUGUCGCAACACGGUACGUUUUCACAAAGCAUUGUGAUUCCCCGAUAUUUUCACAAAGAUAUACAACCAUGUAUUACGAUUCAUCAACUUCAACUUUAUUAUUAUCAGCUUCAUAUUCCUCCCAGCGGGGUUCCCGAAUGGCAAUACCCCCCCCCCCGGAAGGCUUAUCGGCUGUUAUUAUCGCUUGUAGUGAUGUGGUAUUGAUUUGGUGGUUUUCAUUUUUUUCAUCAUAUAUUGUAUAGUAGUUCUGAAACGGACAUGACAAUCUCAAAGGUCACUACAUUCGAAUGUUGACCACAUAGAGGAUAUAAUUGCCAUUGUCCACCCAAGCCGCAUCUGUUUAGGUGGAUAUAAUUAUCAUGAAAAACUCCCAAGUUUAACAGAGCCCACCUAACACAAUACGGACACUAUCUGGACUAUUAUCCAUCUACUGUUAUGUAUCAAAAGUCGUCAAGAAGUAAAAACAUUAGCGCCAUGGUAGAUUUUAGAGACAGAACUUGAAGCUUCCAUUAUGACUAAUUCUCUCUUUGGUGAAGUUAGUAAUGUUAUAAAAUAAAAUUUGUUGUGGAGAAAACUCUAAUAAUUAGUAAUAAUUUCCUAAUAUAGUUGACUUACUAGAACUCUAGAGACGUGGUAAUCGAUAGUGCCACCAUCCCUUUGACAUAUAAUAAUAUGAAUUAAAGUCACAAUCACAUUGCAUUUGAAAUAAUUACAUAAUCUUUUCCCUGCAGUUUUAUUUUUAUUUAAACUUCAAGAACUAUAUAUCACUUUUCACUUUAUGUGACAUUUCUUUAAAUUAUGUUAAACCAUAUUCACAAAAAGGUUUCAUGGUAUUAUUUUCGCCAUCAAGUCUCGCAUAUUAUGUAACGUAUCUUUAAAUUACGUUAAACCUUAAUCUCAAAAAGGUUCCAUGGUAUGAUUGUCGCCAUUACAGUGUUCCGUUACCUCUUUCUUUCGAUGAACAAUCCGGUACUUCUUAUAUACAAUUUUAUGGGAGUAGGACAAUUGCCGGCGGGACAACUGGCGAUGAUAUUUGUUUUUCUGUAUUUAUCUCCUUUUUGUUAAAACCAAUUCUUAAUAAUUAAAUGUUCUUUAUAAUUAUCACACAGGUUUAGUUUAUUAGCACUCACUAAUAGUAAGUGCAGGAGGACCGCACUACACACAAGACAAAAAUCUACAAGAUAAACCUGCAGACAGGUCAGAAUAUAGACAUGGCAAAAAAUAAACAAAUGGCUCUGAGGGCCAGCCGUAAGCGUCCACUGUGCUGUACAGUCCGGGCCUGUAACAAUACAGGCUUCACUCAAAAUGAAAAAAAAUGAUUUAAGUGACUGACUAUGUAUUAUAGCACUCACUGACACAAAGUUAUCACGGGUGAAUAUAUGUGCAGUACCACAUAAAUAUAGUCCAACACAUGGCGACUGCUGAACUUACGGACAAUGUACACGCUCUGCAGUCUCUGUACUGUUAAUUUAUGUUUUGAUAAUGAUUACAUAUAUAUAUUGUGCACAUCCAUCAAUUAAUAAACUAUACUAAAACGAUUAAUAGUUAUGUUUUUAUAAUGACUACAUAUAUACAUCUUCUUAAGUAUAGUUUAUAACUGUUGCUUCAUGUAUCAUUUAAUAAACUAUACUAAAAAGAACAAAUAAAAUCACUGGCAAUAAAAUCAACAGUUAUAAACUAUAAUAAAAAAAUUAAUAAUAUAUAAUAAAAUGGCCGGCAGUAGUUGUCCUCGUCGGCAGUUUUAUAUAAAAGCUAAUUAAGAUGCAUUGAUUUUUAGAAGCAUUUAGUGACCCUAUUAUAAUAACAAGUCAUAUUAUUUUAAAGGGUAUCUGUUUUAAAUUGUAUUAAUCAAGUAGAAGUGUCCUUGACUUAUUAAACAUGUGGUGUCAAUGUUAUUUUAUUCCAUUCAAACCUCAUCUAAAACUGGAACUUUUGAGAUUUAUUUUCCUUUGUUAUUUUAUUACUAUUUACAAAUUAUAUAUGGCUAGAUAUUAAUUUGAAUAAAUUAUCAUAUUAACAUUA